AUGACCGACGCACGGCCUAUUGUCGUGCAGACUAGCGCGAUCCCCUCGCCGCUCCUGAAAGAGGCGCACGAGCGGGGCGCUAUCCAGCUCAAGCUCUGGGAGCGCGACGAGUCGACGCCGGACGACGUCCAGAGCGCCAACCGCGAGUGGAUCCUGAACAAUGUGGCCGGAGCCAGCGCGCUCGUCGUGCUGCUCUCCAAUAAGGUCGACGCCGAGGUGCUCGACAAGGCGGGCUCCUCGCUCAAGGUCGUGUCGACGAUGAGCGUCGGAUACGACCACGUUGACGUGAAUGCGUGCAAGGAGCGCGGCAUUCGUAUCGGCUACACGCCGGACGUGCUCUCGGGUGCCGUCGCGGACACCACCCUCCUCCUCAUGCUGAUGAUUACGCGCCAUGCGCUGGUUGCGAACCGCAUCGUGACGUCGGGUGCAUGGCGCUUCACGCCGAUGACGCCUACGACCCUUACUGGCCCAAGCCUCGAAGGCAAGACGAUCGGCUUCUUGGGCUUUGGGAGCAUCGCACAGUUUGUCGUGCGCCGCCUCCUCUCGUUCUCCCCGGCCAAGGUGCUCUACACCACGUCCAAGCCCAAGCCGUUUGCGUUCGACAACGAGGCCUUUGCCACGCUCGCCCAGGACCCGUUCCUGCAGGCGUCGCAGGCCGCGCACGGACGUCUGCCGAUCGAGAUCGCCAACGAGCCCGCACUCGAGAAGAUGGCCGCCGAGGUCGACGUGCUGGUCGUCUUGGCGAACUACUCGCAGUCAACGCACCACAUUGUCAACGCCUCGCUCCUGUCCAAGAUGAAAAAGUCGGCCUACCUCGUGAACAUUGCGCGUGGGCCGCUCGUCGACACCGCUGCACUCGUCGACGCGUUGAAGCGCGACGAGAUUGCAGGCGCAGCGCUCGACGUGAUCGAGGGCGAGCCCAACGUGUCGCGCGACAGCCCGAUUCUCGAGCCGGAGCUGGCCGAUAAGGUGGUGCUCCUUCCCCACAUCGGCAGUGCCACGAUCGAGACGCGCGAGACCAUGGCGCAAUUUGCCGCCCAGAAUGCGCUCGGCGCGCUCGGCGUGCGUGACGACAAGCCGGACGCGAUGCCUGCUGAGCUCAAACUCUAG
Malassezia japonica is the source of this 1110-nucleotide messenger RNA. RefSeq lists its product as uncharacterized. Gene Ontology annotation, cellular component: cytosol. Lineage: Eukaryota; Fungi; Basidiomycota; Malasseziomycetes; Malasseziales; Malasseziaceae. The transcript is spliced from 3 exons. The coding region runs from base 1 to 1110 and encodes 369 amino acids. The record is from RefSeq and is a predicted model, not a curated record. Gene Ontology annotation, molecular function: glyoxylate reductase (NADPH) activity; NAD binding; hydroxypyruvate reductase [NAD(P)H] activity.